Messenger RNA from Fomitiporia mediterranea MF3/22, 2116 nucleotides. RefSeq names its product alcohol oxidase. The record is from RefSeq and is a predicted model, not a curated record. Bases 169 to 2019 code for a protein of 616 amino acids. The transcript is spliced from 5 exons. Lineage: Eukaryota; Fungi; Basidiomycota; Agaricomycetes; Hymenochaetales; Hymenochaetaceae. Gene Ontology annotation, molecular function: oxidoreductase activity, acting on CH-OH group of donors; flavin adenine dinucleotide binding.
AAGGAGACGAAAAGCCGAAGAAAGAGUCGCUUGCAGAAACUUUGGCAAAUAUUGGCGAUUCUUUCCGCUAUUCUCGGUCCAAUAUUAACUUCCAAGAAACAGAACAAUAAAUAAACUGCAGGAAUUCGCCCAUGCCUCCCAUCCCAUUGAACACUUGAGGCCUCGAACAUGCUCACUAGAGUUCUACUACUAUCUAUUCCUCUACUUGCAUCAGCUUCAUCAUUACUGAGCAAGCGUGCUUUCGGUGUUACCUCAGAUCCAGCUACUGUUAAUAAUCAAACCUUCGACUAUAUCGUUGUCGGGGGUGGGCUUUCAGGUCUCACCGUAGCGGGACGUCUUGCAGAAAAUGCUUCGAAGACUGUCCUUGUCAUUGAAGCAGGGAACGAUGACCGAAAUGACUCGAGAAUAUAUGACCUGUACCGGUAUGGAGCAGUAUUUGAUACGACCCUAGACUGGGCUUGGCCCACCGACCAGAACAGAGUCAUUCACGGAGGUAGGACACUCGGUGGAGGUAGUUCCAUCAAUGGUGCCAUAAUCACUCGCGGUAUGAAAGAGCAAUACGAUGCGUUCUCGAAACUCCUUAGUAACGAGGAUGCAAGUAUGGAAUGGAACUUUGAUUCCCUAUUUUCGUACAUGAAGAAGUCCGAAGGCUUUACUCGGCCGGACGAAGAGCAGCGCGCGAAGGGUGCAGACAGUAUCGACGCUUACCACGGCUUUGACGGACCCGUUCAAGUCGCAUUUCCCCAAGAAAUGUUCAGUGGUCCGGCGCAGCCCGCGUUUAUUGAAGCUGUCCGCAAUAUAACUAGUAUUGCACAUUGUCGAGACGCAAAUGGCGGAAACUCAAAUUGUGUGAGCUAUAUGCCACAUUCUAUAAACCCGAAAGAUGAUGAUCACCGUUCGUCGUCUGCGAUGGCGUAUCUCACACCUGUCGAAAAUGAGAGCACGAAUUGGCUAACAUUGGUCAACCAUCAAGUGACGAAGGUGCUUCUCUCCGGAUCAGCACCGAACAUAAGGGCAACAGGUGUCCAGUUUAAGAACUCAAAUAAUACCGGUGAUACGUAUACCGUGAAUGCUCGUCAGGAGAUAAUUCUAUCUGCCGGGGCAAUUGGCUCUCCUCAAUUACUUCAAUUGUCUGGGAUUGGCGACCCCUCCAUCCUUCAGCCACUCGGUAUCGAGGUGAAGGUCGAUCUGCCAGCUGUUGGGCGAAACUUCCAAGACAGAACAUUUGGUUCCCUUGCUCAUUCAACGCAACCGUCUUUCGACAGAGGCGGUAGGGGGCCGUCGAACGCGAUCGCAUUCACGUCUCUACAUGAACUAUUCUCUGAGGGUGCAGGCUCAAAUGGAAGUGUGACAGUUGAAGAAGUGGCUAAGUAUCUCUUGGACCGAUAUCCGUCAUGGGCACAAAGCCAGGCAGCCAAUGGGUUGAACGCUGAUGCGCUUACUACGAUAUUUGGUAUUCAAGCAGACCUGAUUGUAAACAGUCAUUCUCCUAUUUAUGAACUAUUCUUUGAUGUUGGGGCAUCUAGCGGAAUCAGCAUUAACAUGUGGCAACUACUCCCAUUCAGCCGAGGUACCAUCAGCAUAAAUGACACCAGCGUCUUCACGAAACCGGAAGUGACGGUGAACUACUUCAAUGUCGAUUUCGACCUGGCCGUCCAAACUGCUGGUUCCCGGCUCGCACGUAGAGUGCUAAACCACACUGCGUUCGUGUCCAUCUCCUCCGGGGAGAUCAAUCCUGGAACCAGUGUAGUUCCUGAUGAUGGAAAUGGUGGAACAGAUGACGCAUGGUAUUCAUGGAUUCAAGACGGAUUCGGGGCAGUACACCAUAUGAUUGGCUCUGCAGCAAUGAUGCGUCGUGAUUUGGGUGGGGUCGUGGAUGGGAAGCUUCGUGUUUAUGAUACGGUGAACCUACGUGUCGUGGAUGCAAGUGUGCUUCCUCUUCAUAUAAGUGCUCAUCCAAGUGAGACGCUUUAUGGUGUUGCAGAGAAAGCAGCGGACAUCAUCAAAUCCGCGGCGUAAAUAAUUGUUCUGUACAAGUCAAUAGUUUCCUCGAUGCUAGUAGUGGAAACACCAGACUUUUCUGGUCGAUAAUUGUCACAUCGAAACAUCGUUUGAC